Platichthys flesus (European flounder) is the source of this 988-nucleotide messenger RNA. RefSeq names its product neurexophilin-1-like. The transcript is spliced from 2 exons. NCBI's taxonomy places the organism in Eukaryota, Metazoa, Chordata, Actinopteri, Pleuronectiformes, Pleuronectidae. The record is from RefSeq and is a predicted model, not a curated record. The coding region runs from base 1 to 822 and encodes 273 amino acids. Gene Ontology annotation, molecular function: signaling receptor binding.
AUGAAGCAUCUCACCGGCCGCUGCUUCACGUGGAUCCUUCAGAGAGGAAUCUUUUGUUUGUUAGUCCUUGGGCAACGUCAUCAUGGCGUCUUCACCUCGGACCACAGGGCAUCAGCUGAGCUCACCGGACACCAGGAGGAUUCUUCACAGAAGGAUUCUUCACAGAAGGACCAGGAGCCUCAAACUCGGAGACUGAUUCAAAACACCAAACUUCCCAUUGGCCCCUUCAUCCCUCUUUCAAAACAGGGACUUUGGGAAAUACUUGGCGGAAACUCCCAGUCCCACUCCAACUCCUCCUUAAAAAUCAAGUUUCAGCCGAUAACGAAGGUUCAUGGAACUUCUAAAUUCUCCAGGAAGUUUAGUUGGGGGGACUUUUACUCAAACAUCAAGACGGUCAAACUGAACUUGCUGAUAAUGGGGAAGAUCGUGGAUCACGGGAACGGCUCCCUCGGAGUGUACUUCCGCCACAACUCCACAGGUGUGGGCAACGUCUCCAUCAGCCUCGUGCCUCCCAUGAAAGAGGUGGAGUUCGACUUGGAGCGCCAAAGUGUGGUCAAUCCCAAAGACUCCAAGACGUUCAGCUGCAGGGUGGACUACGAGAAGACUGAACGCAACAAGAAGGUGAUGCUGUGUAACUACGACCCAUCGAAGACGUGCGACCAGGAGCAGACCCAGAGCCACGUCACCUGGAUGUGCUCCAAACCCUUUCAGGUCGUCUGCAUCUACGUGUCUUUCUACAGCACGGACUACAGGCUGGUCCAGAAAGUCUGUCCCGACUACAGUGACCACAAACCAGGUGCCCUCCUGCCCACAGGAGGUUGAUGCCUCAGUAGAUCCAGUUUCCAGCUGUACCCACACUGUGGUGGAUCUGUGAUUUACAUGCUUGAGCAGAAUAUAUUUCUCGUUGUAGACUAUAAGAGUUGUAUUAGCCCUUUUUUCUUAAAGACAUGCAUAUAACUAGUGCUGUAAUUUAGAAUUAUUUUCACUC